Molecule: messenger RNA, 4792 nt
Organism: Juglans regia (Persian walnut)
Lineage: Eukaryota; Viridiplantae; Streptophyta; Magnoliopsida; Fagales; Juglandaceae
Product: disease resistance protein RPV1-like
Exons: 13
Coding region: 56-3409 (1117 amino acids)
Biological process (GO): signal transduction; defense response
Molecular function (GO): ADP binding
Source: RefSeq, a predicted model, not a curated record
AGACUAGUGAACGUCUUUUCUGUAUCAGAAUUGAAUUGCAUACACUUGUUCUUUAAUGGCAUUACCCUCUUCCUCGUCCGCCUCUUCUUCUUCCCCUCUUAAAUACUCUUACGAUGUAUUUCUGAGUUUUAGAGGAAUAGAUACUCGCAAUACUUUUACUGCCUUUCUAUAUCCUGCUCUACAAGAUAGGGGAAUCAAAACCUACAUAGAUGAUAAAGAUCUUGAAAGAGGAGAGACAAUUUCACCUACACUUCUCCAAGCUAUUGAGGAGUCAAUAAUUUCUAUCAUUGUAUUAUCUCCAAAUUAUGCAUCAUCUGCAUGGUGUUUGGAGGAGCUAGCCAAGAUCCUUGAGUGUAAGAAAACAAAACAACAAAUUAUUUUACCAAUAUUUUACCAUGUGGAUCCAUCAGAUAUACGAAAUUUGAGAGGAGGUUUUGGAGAAGCAUUGGCUAAACAUCAGGAGAGGUUCAAGGAGGACCCGAAAGUACAGAGGUGGAAGGAAAGCCUGCAAGAGGUUGCCAGUUUGGCUGGAGAACAUUUGGAACACGGGAAUGAAUAUGAAUUUAUGCAUAAAAUCAUUCAAUGGGUGGACUCGACAAUAGAUAUUAAAACUGUAUCCCAAUUAGACAUUGCUGAGUAUCCAAUUGGACUAGAUUCUCCUCUAAAUGACUUGAAUACUAAGUUAGAAAUUGGAAGGAAUGACAUUACUCUCAUGAUAGGGAUUUACGGAACUGGUGGAAUUGGUAAAACAACUCUCGCCAAAGCAGUCUUUAACUCAAUUGGACAUCAAUUUGAAGCUAGAUGUUUUCUAGCAAAUGUUAGAGAGAUUUCAAGUCGAGAGGAGGGUCUGGUCAAAUUGCAAGAGAAACUUCUUUAUGAUCUCUUAGGAAACUUUGGAAGUUUUAAUAUUGGCCGUCAUGUUGGAGGUACUAAUGUUAUAAAGCAUAGGCUUUCCUCUAAAAGGGUACUUAUAAUUCUUGAUGAUGUGAAUGAGGUGCGCCAAUUAAAAGAACUAGCUGGAAAUCAUAAUUGGUUCGGUCCAGGAAGUAGAAUAGUAGUAACAACAAGAGAUGAACGUCCAUUAACUUCUCAUAAAGUUGAUUCAACGUACGAAGUGCAGGGAUUGGACAACAACCAAGCUAUUCAGCUAUUUAGUUGGCAUGCAUUUGAAAGACACAAUCCAAAUGAAAGUUAUGUAGAACUCACAAAAGCUAUAAUAAGUUAUGCUAAGGGCCUUCCACUAGCUCUUAGAGUGCUUGGUUCAGAUUUGCGUAAUAGAAGUAUACAAGAAUGGAAAAGUGCAUUGGAAAAGUAUGAAAGAAGUCCUCACAAGGAUAUUUAUGAAAUUCUUAAAAUAAGUUAUGACGGGCUGGAUGGUGAAGAAAAGGUUAUUUUUCUUGACAUUGCAUGUUUCUUCAAGGGGAAAUAUGUUGAAGAUGUCACGAGAAUGCUAGAUCAUUGUCAUUUUUCAUCAUCUAUUUUCAUUGCAAGGCUUAAAGAGAAGUGUCUCAUCAAUAUUAAUCGUUCUCAACAUGUGGAGAUGCAUGACUUAUUACAAGAAAUGGGUAAAGAAAUUGUUCGACAAGAAUCGCCUAAAGAAGCUGGCAAGCGUAGUAGAUUGUGGUUUCAUGAAGAUGUUCGCCAUGUAUUUGAAGAAAAUACGGGAACAGACAGCAUUGAAGCGAUUUUGUUAGAUAUUCCUGAAGGCCAUGAUCACAUGAUACGCUUGAAUUCCAAGGCAUUUAAGAAGAUGAAGAAUCUUUUAAUGUUUAUAAACCGGAAUGCACAAUUUUCUGGAGGACCACCGAAUUAUCUCUCUAAUGAGAUAAGAGUGCUUAAUUGGUCUCAAUAUCCUUGGUCAGUUUUGCCUUCUAAUUUUCAUGGAAAUAAGCUCGUUGAAUUUCAAAUGCAUAACAGCCUCAUCAAGGAGUUAGGCGGCCUAAAAUCCAAGAACUUGACAGUUAUGGAUUUAACGCUUUGUAUGUUCUUAACAAAAAUUCCUGAUCUUUCAAGUAGCCCAAAUUUAGAGAUCUUGGAUCUUGAUGGUUGUGAGAACUUAGUUGAGGUUCAUGAUUCCGUUGGAUUCCUUGAUAAGCUUUGGAGUUUUUCUGUUGACGGAUGCUUCAAGCUUAGGAUUUUGCCGAAAAGAUUCAAGUUGAGAUCUCUACGUUCAUUUCUUCUUAGAGAUUGCUCUAGUCUUGAAGACUUUCCAGAGAUUGAGUGUGGAAUGGAAUCUUCACUAUUGUUAAAUCUUCGUGGCACUAGCAUAAAAGAACUACCUUCAUCAAUUGAGAACCUCAAAGGACUUGAAGUGUUAAUUCUAGGAGGCUGCUUUGAUCAGUUGCAAAGUCUACCGUGUAUUGUCAAAGUCGACGGUUAUUCACAAGUACCAAUACACAUUAGACAGGUGGAAGAGGAUGGUACACACUCCACGCCAUCUAUUGUGUCUACAAGCGAAGAAUGUGAAAUUGCAGAAUUGACUCCGACAAAUUCAAUCAUUUUUAAUGAUGCUGGUUCCUCCUCAAGCACGAUAAUUUGGAAAUCGCUAGUUAAAUUACUUCUUUAUUCCUGUUGCCUGUCAGAAUCAAAUUUCUUCACAAAUGGUAACAAUUACUUUCCCGCUUUGGAAGAGUUAGAUCUAAGUGGGAGUGAUAUUGUUAUCUUUCCACCUAAAAGCGUCAGAUUUGAUCGGUUGGAAUACCUUUAUUUGGACUAUUGCAAAAAACUUGAAGAAGUUUUACCUCUUCCAUUGAGUAUACAAUGGGUUAACGCUAGUGAAUGCACGUCAUUGAAAAGUUUUGCACUACCAUCUGAAAUACUUAUUAAAAACAAUGGAACUAAUUUUUCCAAGUACUCCCUAAGUAUUGAAUUGUUCAGAUGCCAUAAACUGGUUGAGAAUAUGUGGCCGAUUCCUUCAUGGGAAGAUCAGAUACAUUCUAAGGAACAAAAUUGGGCACACCACUUUAAAGAUAGAUAUAUUUGCAUUAUAUUUCCAGGAAAGAGGAUUCCAAGCUGGUUCAUCUAUCGCAAGGAGGCCCAUGAUGGUAAUCUGUGUACAAUAGAUGUUGAUCCACCACAUCAUUGGAAUCACAUAGUUUUCUAUGUUGUUUUCGGACUUAGAGUUGGGAUCACUAACCCAGAACCGAAGAGGGGUUCUUUUACGCUUAAAAUCAUUUAUGGCUUGGAUCCAGAGAACGUAUUUUUUCGUAAAGAAUAUAUCGAAUAUUCUUUAACGGUCUCAGAUCAUGUAUUGAUGUGCUGGACGAGUUACAACAGACCCAAUAAACAAGUCAUUUCAAGGUUUAGAUUUGAAUGUGAGUCAGAGCUCCUGGUCUUUAGAAGGGUUGGGAUCCAUUUGCCUAACAGUUUUUCAAGUGUUGAAGAUGCUUCAGUUUCCCAUCCUUACUAGUUGAAGCUUGUAAAGCUCACUCCAUUAAUCAUGACUCUCAAGAUUCAAUGGAAGAUGCCGAAAGCUAUAACCUGAAAAAUGAUUGUCUGUAUCGGGUUCUCGGCGCCGUUGCAUCAACUCCUCUUGCAGUGCAUCAGUUUCAAUUGUUGAAGAUGCAACAAUUUCCCCUCUCUACUGUUGCUUCUGAGUUGGCAUUCAACAUUAAGGGGUCGUGUGUUAGUGUUAGAUUCAUUUGGAAGCUCCUAGGCCCCAAAAACAGUUGAAACUCUUAUUUGCACACAAAAUUGGUUGAAAGCUCCCUCCAUUAAUCAUGACUCCCAAGACUUAAUGGAAGAUGCCGAAAGCUAUAAGCUGGAAAAUGGGAUAACUUUGAAUAAUGUUUUGAAUAUGGACGGUUGAAGAAUACGAGGGAUAUGAUUCAAUUCCAGCAGAGGUUCCUAACCCAAAAGCCAAAAGGGUUAGUUUAGCUUAAGAAGCCAUAGCAUAAGCAAGGCCAUGUGUAUGAAUUGCUGCUUGGCUUUAAUAAUGUUGACAAAACUGGGCACCUUUUGGAUCUUAGUUUGCAAUCCAAAAGGUUGCUUUAUUUUAAUUUAUUCUCCUUGUUUCCAUUUCUUUUUCUUUUUUUUUGUUGACUUUUGCUAUUUUGUGACAUGAUACCUUUGAAAAGCAUUAAAACUAAUAUUAAAGAAGAUGAAAACAUCUCACAAUUCUUUUCCAUUAUAAGCCUGAUCAUUGGGAUGAAGAAGAGGAUGGAAUAUGGAAACCCUCCAAGGUACCUAAUCCACAUAUAAAGGACCAUGGAAGCACAUGAAAAUUAAGAACCCCAAUUAUACAGGGAAAUGGAAGACUCCUUGGAUUGAUAAUCCAGAUACAAGAACCAUUGAAGGACCCAUAAUAAUUGAUAAGAACUGUGAAAAUAUUCAAUAUAUGGCACCAAACAUAUAUUGUUGUGGAGCAGGAACUGCUGCCGAUACAGAGGCAAUCACAGGUCAGUUCACAACUGCGACUGCAUCGCUACCAUACUGGUCAAGAAUCAAGGUUGUCAUAGCACUCACUCACCCUCAUGAGCAAUCACCGCUUUCAAGUGAAGUUUCAUUUGUUGCAAACCAAGAAAUGAAAUUUGCAUUUGAGUUGAUGUUACUGGACCUCAUCUGCAUACUGAGGAAGAAUGACCAGAUCAUGUAUCAAGUCAUGUCAGAAGUUUUGUAGAAACAACAUUUUGGUUGUUUUCCUUUUGUGUAUAUAUUAGAACAAAUUUGUCGGGUUUGGUUUAUUAAAGAUCUUUGCUUAUUUGUUUUUGGAUUUUCUUAAAUUUCUUUCAAGAAUUCUGUUUUUGGAUAUAUUGAAUACAUUAUGAUUGUUCAUAAUGCGUCUUAACUAAAA